Messenger RNA from Melospiza melodia melodia, 354 nucleotides. RefSeq names its product feather beta keratin-like. The transcript has a single exon. Bases 22 to 354 code for a protein of 110 amino acids. Gene Ontology annotation, cellular component: intermediate filament. Gene Ontology annotation, molecular function: structural constituent of cytoskeleton. The record is from RefSeq and is a predicted model, not a curated record. Lineage: Eukaryota; Metazoa; Chordata; Aves; Passeriformes; Passerellidae.
GGCAGCCUCCACACCACACCCAUGGCCUGCAACAGCCUCUGCAGUCCCUGCGGACCCACCCCGCUGGCCAACAGCUGCAACGAGCCCUGUGCCCUGCAAUGCCAGGAUUCCCGCGUCAUCAUCAACCCUUCACCUGUGCUGGUCACCCUGCCAGGACCCAUCAUGACCUCCUUCCCCCAGAACACCGCCGUCGGAUCCACCUCCUCCGCUGCCGUGGGCACUGAGCUCAGUGUGCAGGGACAGCCCAUCUCUGGUGGAUUUGGUGGCUUUGGCCUUGGCUAUGGCCGUGGGUUUGGCUAUGGGCUGGGAGGCCUGGGCUGCUAUGGCAGAAGGGGCUAUGGCAACAUCUGCUAA